UUUUUUAGCGUAUCCUGCUUGUUUUCCUGAACACACGGAUGUGCGGUGUUGAGUCCUGAGUUUUAUACACGCACAUUUAAAAUAAUACAGUAAUUCGGUGUAAAGCGAUGCGCGAGACGGACACCGAGGCGGGACACGGUUCAUCUACCGGUAGUGAUGUGUGUGAGGACACAGGAAGUAUGUAUGUGGGACAAAGUGAUGAAGACGCAGUAAUGGAAGACAAAGCGUUCAUCACUGAAUCCUGUCCUCCAUGUUUGUAUGAAGAAACAGAGGGAUGGGUCCUUCACCAUCAGUCUAGUUUUAAUGACAGCGAGUCAGAGGACGUCCUUCACACCGUGAACCCAAACGAUGUCUUCAACGAGAGUGACAGUGCUGCUUCUGACAUUCCUGACCCCACCCACCGCCCCACACCAGCCACACCCACUAUGUAUCAGGUUGUGUAUGACGUCAGUGGAGUGGGCGGAGACCAGCAGAAGCAGCAGAAAGUAGACAUUAUUUCCAUCGAGCUUGAUGAGUGGAGUUCUCCGGUGCUCGUGUCUGACUCAUGUGUGGUGAACGAGCUGCCGCUGGUUUCUACCAUUAAAGUGGAACACGCCCAUCCUGAGCUCAGCCAUGCCCACUCUGAACUUGAUCACACUCUGUUUGAUCUUAACCACACCCCCCAUUCUUUCAUUGAUGGCCUGUUGUAUCCAGAGCUGACGCUCACUGAGGAGGAACAGAAGAUCCUUGACCAGGAGGGCGUGUCCCUGCCCAACAACCUGCCACUCACCAAGGCAGAGGAGAGAAUACUGAAAAAAGUGCGGCGUAAAAUCCGUAAUAAACAGUCAGCUCAGGACAGCAGACGCCGCAAGAAAGAGUACAUUGAUGGUCUGGAGAGCAGAGUUGCAGCAUGUUCAGCACAGAAUAAGGAACUCCAGAGAACAGUGGAACAGCUGGAAAAAAACAACAUCUCUCUUAUAGCACAGUUGAGAAAGUUACAGUCUCUGGUGAAACAGACGGCGAGUAAAGCGGCUCAGACCAGCGCCUGUGUCAUGAUUUUGCUCUUCUCGUUAACACUGAUUAUUUUCCCAAGUUUUCGUCCCUUUAGUCUACGUGUGAAAGCCUCUGAUGACGCAUACACCCCGACUGGAGUAAUUUCCAGAAACAUCCUGAACGAUGAGGCGUCUGCACUCGUCUUAUCUGAGAACGCAGUGGACGAUAAAAAUCUCCCCGCGGAGUUCCAGCUAGCGGCGGUAGACAUGCCAAUAGUGCAGCGUGAUAACAUGGACAACUCAAAGAGAGAAGACAGAAAACAGGAAGUGCUGCUUCAGGACGAUGCGCUGACAAGAAACCGCUCUGUGACAGAGGGAAAAGGGGCGGAGUCAGAAAGCUCGCCAUCUCAUCCAGUGGGGGGUGCUGUGCUGGACGUUGAUGCAGCUAAACCUGCUCAUGCUGAUGAAAUGUAGCAACUCAAAUAAAGCAAUGACUUUAUUCAUAGACCCUAAUCUCCAAAUCUGCUACACUAUAUACAGGUACUGUGCUGGAGUAGUGCACUACUUUUAUCUCCGCCACGUCCCAAAUCACCCAUGCUACACAUCGUUGUGCCAUGGCAGGACGUCACACGGUGGCCGCUUAGAUGUUAUGACUCCAUUUUCAUUGUGGGUGGGGCUAUCUUUACUACACUAUAUCAAGGCUGUAGUGCACAUUGUGGUGACUGUGGACACAGACAUAUUCACAGUCGGCUGUGUCCCAAAUCACCGGUUUGGUAUUGAGAUGAAUUUUGGCUGUUUGACUCGUCUGUUUCACGUCUUUCUUUUUAGAAUAAACAUCAUACUUAUGCCAAA
Tachysurus vachellii is the source of this 1823-nucleotide messenger RNA. It is a transcript of the gene creb3l4, whose product is annotated as cAMP responsive element binding protein 3-like 4. Gene Ontology annotation, molecular function: DNA-binding transcription factor activity, RNA polymerase II-specific; RNA polymerase II cis-regulatory region sequence-specific DNA binding. Gene Ontology annotation, biological process: regulation of transcription by RNA polymerase II. The coding region runs from base 108 to 1445 and encodes 445 amino acids. Gene Ontology annotation, cellular component: nucleus. The transcript has 10 exons. Lineage: Eukaryota; Metazoa; Chordata; Actinopteri; Siluriformes; Bagridae. The record is from RefSeq and is a predicted model, not a curated record.